AUGGGAGGCCGGCACUGCAGAGGAUUUCUCCAAAUAAGGAGAGCGAAAGAGGCUCAGAGGAUCCAGCCGGGGAGUAGUGCGGUGCAGUGGAGCGGCGCAGAUUGGAGAAGAGAGCUGACACACUGCACACAGAGAUGUGAUUUCUCUGUAGCCGACCCUCCCACACAAACCCUCUCACACAAACCGGGCAUGGGGUUAGUCAGCGUUGCCUUCAAGCCUGAGGACCUCCUGAAGCAUCGCUAUGCCAACCUGGGCAUCGGGCACACGCGCUACUCCACCACGGGCAACUCGGAGCUCCAGAACUGCCAGCCCUUCGUGGUGGACACCCUGCAUGGCAAGAUAGCGGUGGCACACAACGGAGAACUGGUCAACGCUGUGGCCCUGCGGAAAAAGGUGAUGCGUCAUGGUGUGGGCCUGUCCACCAGUUCGGACAGUGAGCUCAUCACUCAGCUGCUGGCUCUGACUCCACCCAUGGAGGAGCUCGACGUCCCUGAUUGGGUGGCUCGUAUAAAGAACCUGAUGAGUGAGACGCCCACCUCCUACUCGUUGCUGGUGAUGCACAAAGACGUGAUCUACGCCAUUAGAGACCCCUAUGGCAACAGACCCCUCUCACUCGGACGCUUGGUGCCCGUCUCCAAACUACACACUUCAGGAGGAGGAGCAUGCGACACAGAGGGCUGGGUGGUGUCCUCAGAGUCCUGCAGCUUCCAGUCAAUUGGAGCCAAGUAUUACCGGGAGGUGCAGCCAGGCGAGAUUGUUCAGAUCACUAGGCAGGGCGUCAAGACUCUGAGCGUGGUGCCACGGCCCGCUGGAGACCCGCCAGCCUUCUGCAUCUUCGAGUACGUCUACUUUGCCAGGCCUGACUCCAUAUUUGAAGGUCAAAUGGUGUAUACAGUCAGGCAGCGCUGUGGACGGCAGCUGGCCAUUGAGGCCCCCACAGAGUGUGACGUGGUCAGCACCGUCCCAGAGUCGGCCACUCCUGCUGCACUGGGAUACGCCCAACAGGCUGGCCUGCCGUACGUGGAGGUCCUGUGUAAGAACCGCUACGUGGGCCGCACCUUCAUCCAGCCCAACACGCGCCUCCGCCAGCUGGGUGUGGCCAAGAAGUUUGGGGUGCUGAGUGACAACUUUGCUGGCAAACGGGUGGUGCUGAUCGACGACUCCAUAGUCCGAGGCAACACCAUCUCCCCCAUCAUCAAGCUGCUGAAGGAGGCGGGGGCCACUGAGGUCCACAUACGUGUAGCAUCCCCUCCCAUCAAGUUCCCCUGUUACAUGGGCAUCAACAUCCCUACCAAAGAAGAGCUCAUUGCAAACAAGCCAGAGUUUGAGGACAUCGCAGGGUACAUUGGUGCCACCAGCGUGCGCUACUUGUCGGUGGAGGGCCUGGUUUCGGCGGUGCAGACUGGCAUCAAAGCCCACCAGGACAAGGAGGAGAGGAUCACCGACGCCAACACCAACGGCAGUAGGAGAGUGGGGCACUGCACUGCCUGCCUGACCGGCAAGUACCCCGUGGAACUGGAGUGGAGGACCACUACCAUCAUCAUCAUCAUCAUCAUCACCACCAAGCGAGCUGAAGACAUCCAAGAAGACCUGGAGCAUAUCUGA
Messenger RNA from Engraulis encrasicolus (European anchovy), 1605 nucleotides. RefSeq names its product phosphoribosyl pyrophosphate amidotransferase (gene ppat). The coding region runs from base 1 to 1605 and encodes 534 amino acids. The record is from RefSeq and is a predicted model, not a curated record. The transcript is spliced from 12 exons. Gene Ontology annotation, molecular function: amidophosphoribosyltransferase activity. Lineage: Eukaryota; Metazoa; Chordata; Actinopteri; Clupeiformes; Engraulidae. Gene Ontology annotation, biological process: purine nucleotide biosynthetic process; purine nucleobase biosynthetic process.